Nerophis ophidion (straightnose pipefish) is the source of this 3251-nucleotide messenger RNA. It is a transcript of the gene gjb10, whose product is annotated as gap junction protein beta 10. Gene Ontology annotation, cellular component: connexin complex. Bases 154 to 936 code for a protein of 260 amino acids. Gene Ontology annotation, biological process: cell communication. The record is from RefSeq and is a predicted model, not a curated record. Lineage: Eukaryota; Metazoa; Chordata; Actinopteri; Syngnathiformes; Syngnathidae. The transcript has 2 exons.
CGGCAGACAACAGCCCCUCCCUCCCCCCUCCCUCCUCACUCCUCACUCCUCCGUCCUCUACUCAACUCCUCUCUGAUUCUCCUCGCUGACUUUCUUCGGAGUGCUGCUCCGCCGCCACUACAACUACAUCAUUCAGCGUGAAAGUUCUUCGAUAUGAACUGGGCUUUCCUCCAGGGCCUCCUCAGCGGGGUGAACAAGUACUCCACCGCCUUCGGGCAAGUGUGGCUCUCCCUCGUGUUCAUCUUCAGGGUGCUCGUAUUCGUGGUGGCGGCCGAGAAAGUGUGGGGCGACGAGCAGAAGGACUUCAAAUGCAACACGCUCCAACCGGGCUGCCACAACGUGUGCUACGACCACUUCUUCCCCGUGUCGCACGUCAGGCUGUGGGCCCUGCAGCUCAUCUUCGUCACCUGCCCGUCCUUCCUGGUGGUGAUGCACGUGGCCUACAGGGAGGACCGGGAGCGCAAAAACCGCGACAUGUACGGCGAGAACUGCCGUCCCCUAUACAAGAACACCGGCAAGAAGCGCGGCGGCCUGUGGUGGACGUACAUCUCCACCUUGGUGUUUAAAGUGGCUGUGGACACCACCUUUGUCUACCUGCUCUACCACAUCUACGAGGGCUACGACUUCCCGCUGCUCAUCAAGUGCGAGCAGAAGCCGUGUCCCAACACGGUGGACUGCUUCAUCUCCAGGCCCACCGAGAAGAAGAUCUUCACCAUCUUCAUGGUGGUCACCAGCAUAGUGUGCAUCUUCCUCUCCAUCAUGGAGAUCGUCUACCUGGUGGGCAAACGCUGCCGCGAGUUGUUCGUGCCCAGCCGUGGCCCUCGUCACAUCGUGGCCACCGGCGGAGGCCACUUGAUGGGGGCCAACGCUGCCAAGAUGGCCGACAAGAACACGCCACAAACGCCUGCCCCUGCAUACAGCGUGGCUGUGUGUUGAGAUGACUAACCCCGCCCACAACCACCCUUCACCGCCACUUUGUGGUUUUAAGUCAAGACUUGAAGAGGCAGAGACUGGAGUGAUGAAUUCCUGCCUUAUAAUCUGACAAGAGGAAUCAAUCUUUGCCUUACCAGACAAAGAAAAAGGCAAGUUAGUGCGAAGCAGUGUUGACAUUAUUACAUGAGUCACACCAUGCUUUGGAAACUACACACGCACAAACUCACACACACACUGUUUCUGUGUAAGAUUUUCCUCUCUGAUUGUUGCCAAACCUCUAAAUGUUUUCUUUCAAGCUGUACGAGUCAACUCGUAGAAACUUUCCAGCAGGACGUAACAGUACACUCAGAAUUGAUCACUUCCCAAUUUGAUAAAUGCAUGGUUGGACGAGUCUGGUGUGGAAGAACUUUGCUGCAUAACAAUUAGCCGAGAGUCAGCUUUUAUCUCAAAACACACUUAAAGGGGAACUGCACUUUUUAAAAAAGAAAUUGCUUUAUCAUUCACAAUCAUUAUGAGGGACAAAAACGCAUGUCUUUUGUUGUUUUUUUUUAAGACCCUAAAGCAGUGGUUCUUAACUAGGAUUUGAUCGAACCCUAGGGGUUCGGUGAGUCUGCCUCAGGGGUUCGGUGGAGCCUCCACUCUAGCCACACCCGACUCAUCGUGUACAUAAAAACUUCUCCCUAUCGGCAGAACCCAAACUGAUUUGCAGGUGUGUAAUUUGUUACGAGUUCAUGCUCUGUGUUGGUUUUGUUCUUUGAACAAGGUGAUGUUCAUGCACGGUUGUGCACCAGUAAAAGAUCAUAUAACUUUGUCUUGAAUUUGAAAAACAUUUUAUCUUUCACUAUAAAAGGGUUCGGUGAAUGCGCAUAUGAAACUGGUGGGGUUCAAUACCUCAAACAAGGUUAAGAACCACUGUCCUAAAGACAAUAAAAACGCUUCCAAGAUGUGGAUCACAGGAGUCCCAAUGUAGCCUUCAAAGUCCUCUAUCAACUAUACACACUGUAAGUAUAUUUAUAAUGUAGUAACAGACACAUUCAUAACAAUAUGUAAUAAGUUAAAGUUUAAGUACCAAUGAUUGUUACACACACUAGGUGUGGUGAAAUGUGUCCUCUGCAUUCGACCCAUCCCUUGUUCACCCCCUGGGAGGUGAUUUAACCCCCAAUUCCACCCUUGAUGCUGAGUGCCAAACAGGAUAGUAAUAGGUCCCAUUUUUAUAGUCUUUGGUAUGACUCGGCCGUAGUUUGAACUCAUGACCUACCGAACUAUGUACAAUAUUUACCGUAUUGUACUCUUUUUAAGCAUUAUCCAUCCAUCCAUCCAUUUUCUACCGCUUAUUACCUUUGGGGUCCCGGGGGGUGCUGGUGCCUAUCUCAGCAACAAUCGGGCGGAAGGCAGGGUACCCCCUGGACAAGUCGCCACCUCAUCGCAGGGCCAACACAGAUAGACAGACAACAUUCACACUCAUUUUUAAGCAUUACUCAAACAUAUUUCCUAAGUGCUUUUAUUUCAGUGCCCAUAGCAACGCACUUCCUACUUUCAGCAACAAACGCAUGUGUGCUCUGAUCAUGGCAGAAUUAGUAAUAGACGACUAUUUUUCAGACAAAUGGGGAUUCACAAUCUUAUCUUUUUGAAGCUGAAUAUACGGAGGAUGAACUACUGGUUAUAGAAGCUGAGCGAGCACGAUAAGAGGUUGCAGCAGAUGGAAGCCGAGAGAGUUCGGACCAACAUGACUUGGUGGUGUAAAUGCCACAUAGAACAAUAUGAUUAUUACAAAUUAGAAUGCAAAAAAAAAAAAUGGUGUGUUCUUUUCUCUUAUAAGGAUUGUGAACUUAAAGCAAAAUUCCCGCCCCAAAAAUUGCCUUUCCCCUUUAAGUUGAGGUCCCACUGUGUAUUAUAUGGAAUAGGUAUUAGGUAAUGAUUCAUGCACCCGUCUUUAGGUACAGAUUGCUGUGCGGACCCCUCAAUUACGUUAAUAAAGGGACAGGAGAAUCUCACUCCGAACGUUCUAAACUCUUGUUUUCAUGCCAGUGUUGAAAUUGCGUGGAUUAGCCACAGCAUGGAAAUAAAACAUGUCGCUGAAAUCGCAUGUGCUUGAGAAUGACUCAGCAGGGCCUCUGCUGGUUGCAGCCACGCAGUGCACCUUGAUCGCUUCCAGAUGUGUCCCAAUACUUGUGUUCAUAGUGUGUGUGUGUGCAUGUUUACUGACAUUGUUUUACAUUUUGUACGUAAUUUAUCACCACUUUGGUAUGAAAAUGCAAAUUUUAUACUGUUUUUAGGCUGUAUAUAUUUUCAUUAAAUACUUGUUUUCCACUUCUUGA